CGGUCGCGUACGGUUGGGUUCGCUUUUUUCGUCGCCUUGUGUUUAGUCAUUUCGACUUUACAACACCGCAAUCACUGUGUGUUGGUGUGUUUUAGUGCCUUACUUGAUCUCGGCCAAUGGACUGAAAUAUGCACUGUUCUUUUGUUAUUAUUCAUGUAACCAUCCAGUGCACGUAAGAAAAUGUUCGAUGCCGCACCCCUCGUGGGACCACGAUAUCCUUAGUGACGAGAUUCGUGAGCUUUUUUUUUAUCAAGUGAUUUCAUCCAGUUUCGCUAAGCCCCACGUUACAUGAGUCAAGCAUUGAUAUUCAAUCAAUUUUGUCCAAUCAACCAGCAGACAAAGUGCGACGACAGCAGCAGCAAAGUGUGAAGCAACAAAUUGUGUUUCGGUAUUUUGGUGUACGCGUGUGUGGGUGUGUGUUAGUUUGGUACCGUCCACUGGAAUGCUUUUUGGAGCUUGUGCAAUUUUCGACCGGUUGUGUGUGUUAGUGCGAGCAGAGCAACGAUCGGUCAAAACAAACAGUGCGACUUCGUUGAUUGGAGCAGGAGGCGCCGCCGCUUUGGGGAACGACGGCCGCGCAUGCCACCACGCCUACUUCGUUGAAUAGUGCAUCGUUGAAAAGAAUCGGCCCGUCAAAACAAUGGGAGACACUCAAGUUCCGAGCACUCCGGUACCCGUUCCUCGACCCCGUCAGCGCACCAACAACAACAACAUCAACAACCCAGCUUCCGCAGUCAAGAUAGAUGACAAAAUCAACAACAACGAAAAGAGUCGCGAUAUCCCGGACGGAACCUCCCUGUACCCGUCGCUGUAUCCCAAACUGGACUACGAAAACUUUGAAAUUAUACACCCACGCAGUCACACGAAAAUUCAGAAUGGAAGUACCGAAGUACCGACCAACGUACGACCGGUUCCGGCACCCCGAAGGUCACGAAUCGUAGUCCACGAAGAAACAGGUGCCGGAGAUGAAUCCAGUCGCUAUCAGAACGUAACUCCUCUGGUGACGGCCGCCGGGGCCAUAAAGAAAAGUCCUAGUCCGGGCAAAAAUCAUCCUGCCAUCAUUACUACGGUUCACAACGAUUUGCGAGGUAGCUCGACGCCACCGACUUCACCCGGAACAUCGAAUACUACGGGGCCGCGUUUCAGUUACGGGAGCGAACGGAAUCCGGACGGUUUGGAUCGUGGCGAAUCCGAUGGGACAUCGAUUGGAAGUGGUGACAGUGGACGGAAGUACAAAACCAGCUCACCCGGAGAUCUUUUCAAAUCGAUUGGUAUGACCUCGAAGCUGCUAACGGAAUCCAUCAGCGAACGAGUGUCACACAAAACCAUGAAGGUCGCCAGCAAGAUAGACAAGAACCUGAAAAGUGUACGCAAAUCGAUCAACAGCAUGACCGAGGACAAACUGUCGAUGUCGCUGGGGCGCAACAAAAGCGUGAAGACGAAACGAAGCAAAAGCACGUCCGCCGAAGACGACGAUUGUCUGGAACGAAGACAAACGGCACCGCCGGAAAACCUAGAUCUGAUGAGAAACAUUCAGUUCAACAGUCCACUGAACAACAGCAGCAACAACAACAACAGGCUCGAUAACCGGGAAGAUCUGACCAAAAUAUCGCCGGCCUCGUCUACGUACGACAUUCCGAAGAGUACGAAGCGGACCAACCACGGUUAUGACGAUUCCCUCAAAUCGAACAGCACCGCUAGCUUAGCUUCGGCGUCCUCCUCGUCUACCAACAAUCCACCACCUCCGGCGGCGGGACUUUUCUCCCGAACUUCCGCACUGAGUCAAAGUCUGUACACAAAAGUUGUGCCGAGAAAAGAUCGAAAUGUGAACUCGGAAACGCCACCUCCCGGGGCUCUGCGAAGCAAAACCAAAAGCGAAUCCAAUCUGUGCGAGUCCAAGUUCUACAUCGAUUCGGUUCGGGAAAUCGAACUCGGAAGCGACUCGGAAGAUGUGGCGGGACCUCCAGCAAUGCCGGCGCCAGUUCUACGAACUAACAAACCAAAACCAAAGGCAACGGAGGAAAGCCCAUACGGAAAACUGAACAUCAUUCCACGUCCUCCCGUGUCCAGCAGCAGUUCCAGCUCCUCCGAGGAAGACAACAAUCCACCGGAAAAGAUGUUGCGAAAAAUGCAGAUUCGAAAGAAAAACUACGAAAAUGUUACCGUCGUCGGUGGUGACUCGUCGGCUCCUCCGGACUCUCGGCGUGCCACUUGCAACUCGCUAAAUCGUAUCUUUUCCCGGCGCACUUCGUCCUUCGAUGAGUUGCGCAACAAUUUGAACCUCCGGUCGGACUCCUGGAAUUUCUACGACGUAGGCGGACGAGACGAGGAAGAGGAGGAGGACGAUAGUUCACGGGUUAGCACACCGGAACCGGCCUACGUCAACGAUGGGCAAAUCUACGGUCAGAUCUAUGAAACGGAAACGGCACUGCUGAUGCCACAGCCACUGUCGAAAGCAGCAGCACCACCGAAAGCGGCACGGCACGAUUACGACGAGGUGUCCAUCUCGGAUAUCAUCGAUGAGUUCGAUCCGUUGUUGUUGAACAAUCAUCGGCCCACCACCACCGGUGACUGUAACGACGAGUUGGCCCUGAUUGAGAACAUACUCGGAGCGGAAUCGUACGGGAUGACACCGAAACCACCCAAGCGAACCGACUCGUUGAUGGAAUCGGAAGAACCGAGCGCUCCGAGCAAAGAAACGCCACCGAUUCCACAGCGGAAAAAGUCCCACAAAAGUCCCCGUCGAACGAUGAUCGUCCAUCAAAAUCUGAAUCUACCGUCGGAUAGCGUUGAAAAUCUGGUGGACGACGCAACCAUCGAACCGUACCUUGCGAUUGUAGAAGAACCGAGUGCCAGCAGUAGUAGUAGUCAGGAACCGGUUGAUCUAAGCUAUCCAUCGUCAUCCAGCGCUCAUGCUCAAGAACCGCAAACCAAUUGGUUUGUGUCGGAGGAGCCGCACAGUUCGGGAAAAUCGGCGGAUCGGUUUCUCAAAACCAGCAAAGUAAAUCCGGUCAACGAAAAGCUAGACAACAAACCGAUGGAAAAAAUUCAAAAAGAACUUCCAUCCGAACUGGCGUGCAUCGCCGAGGAUGACGACACCUAUCUGCCGUCCUAUCUGGAAGCCAUCGGUGGGAACGAACCGUUGCCGGAUCCUUUCGCUGGUCCUACGCCGGCCACGAGUGGCGGAGGUGGAAAACCAAGCGUCAAAUCAAAGUUGUUUAAUGUGUUGAAACGGAAGUCCAGCUUCAAAACGAAAACCGACGUUCGAACGGUACUGGAGAUGGUUCCGAAACCGCCGCUGACCGAGCGAUUCAUCGGUCACCACGGUCACCUGUUGAAGUUCCCGUCCGGUAUGAUCGGCGAUGUGUUCAACGAGUUGGCGCCGCGGUCGGUGGUGCUGAAGGAGAAAAUCAUUCAGACCUAUCAGGACCCACAGAAGAUGCAACCGAAGGAAACGCUACAUCUGAAGUUCAUCCUGAGUUUGCAGUGCGUCGUGCAGCACAAGUUCAACAGUGAAAGUUUGGAUUUGCACUGUUUCGAGGUGGUGUUGGCAUUGCCAAAGAAGGAGGGCGGUUCCACCGCCAACCAACAGCUGGUGACCAAUCCGAAUCUGGUCAUCACCAGCACCAACAGUGGCAACGUGAAAACCUCGCGACAGUCGUACAUAUUCGGAGUGCACAAACGGGUGGACCGAAAUGUUUGGAUGGGGAAAAUUCUCCAAUCGGUCUGCGAUGUUUUCCCCGACGACUGCCUGGCGGAAUUCACCCGUGCCGGUUGGUGUUACAUGAAGAAAUCCGUAUCGUCCGAAUGGAGUGGAGCUUGGAUACUGCUAACCAAACGUCGGCUGUGCUUUCACAACUCUCAGGACAGUCAACUGGAACAGUUGGACCUGCGGAAAGCACGAUGCAUCGGAGCGUUCGAAUCGGAUGAAUCGAUACGGAAUCUACACAUCGAAACCGGUCCGUCACUGUUCAUCGAUUGUCCCCCGUACGCCACACUGUACUUCAUUAUGAGUUCACCACGAGAGACACAGAUCUGGCGGAAGUUACUGAAGGACACGGCCCACAAAAAUGGUACGUCUUUGCACAGUCAACAGCUGACGCGGAACGAUGUCCCGGUGCUGAUCGAUAAGUGCAUCAACUUCAUCUACGCUCACGGAUCGAUGUCCGAGGGGAUAUACAGGAAAUCCGGUUCGGCAAGUCAGGUCACCCGAAUCCUUCAGCUGUUCAAGGAGGAUGCCUUCGCGGUGCAGCUGACCCGUGGCGAGUUCAACGAGUACGACGUGGCCGGUGCGUUGAAGAAGUUUGUUCGUGACAUUCCGAAAUCGUUCCUCGGUAAUUAUUCGAUCAGUUUCGUAAGCAUCACCAGCUUGAAGUCCGCCAAAGAUAAGAUCGAUUCGUACCGGGAGCUUCUGUUGCGUUUGCCCCACGUCGAACAUCAAACGCUGAAGAAACUGGUCGGCCAUUUGAACUUUAUCGCUUCGCUUGAGCUGCACAACAAAAUGGGAAUACCGAAUUUAGCCAUGAUCUGGGGUUCGACGCUGAUGGCCAACUCAAGCCAGAACCAGGAAGCCGAACAGUGGCGCUACUCACAGGACGAAGCCGAUGUGGUGGCCGAUUUGAUCAAGCUGUACAAAAACCUAUUCACGAUCACACCGGAAGAGAUCAAGAAGGAACAGCUGAUGCUGAAGGUUCUGCAGAAGUACCAUGCCGCGGCGGAAAAUCUGUCCGAUUCGGUGAAACAUUCCGGUGAUCUGAAGGUUUGGAUUACGAUCGAUUGUGAUGAACAGGGGCAGCAGCAGCAGCAGCCGGAGGAGGAUAAAACACAGGUCAAUGUGACGAUCACACCGACCAAGACGGCAUCCGACAUCUGUAAGGAGCUGGCCGCGAAGGCAGGCUCCGAAUGGUACAGAUUGACACUGUACGAGGUGAUCGCGGAUGGGGCGCUGAUUCGGCCCAUUCACUAUAGCGAGCGGGCGCUGGAGAUUGUGCUGAGAUGGACCUACUGGGAGGACGCCGACCGUAAAACCAACUUCCUGGCCAUCCGACCCACGACGACGCUGAACGAUGUCUACCGGCACAUCCAGAAGGCACCGAUGCUGACCCCCACGACGGAACUGAAAUUUGCCGAUCGACGCACGAAAACACUUCGCAGUUACAAGCUGCAACUGAUCGGUCGGGAGAUUGUCGUGCUGAAGCGGCUGGAUAAGAAGGACAAGGGAACCUACGAGGAACUGAUGAAGAUCCAUCUGGGGCGAGUACACGCCUACCUCGGUCGAGAAACGAAACGGGACCAGGCACGGCUCCGCUGGGCCAUCACACUGGUGGAGCAUGAUUUCAAGAAACGAUCCCGAGAUGCACCCUUCAUCGGUCAUCUUCUCGGUGGAGUAGAUUUCAGUGAUCAAAUCCUGUGGUAUUCCAGCAUUUUAUACAGUCUGCACAAGGACGACAUUUUGCCAAGUAGCGAUCUAUUUUUCUAGGUUUAGUACAUCGUGUCACCGCGUAAGCCAUCGCCAGCAUAGAUAGCCAAUAUUUACAAAAUGUAUUUUUUUAUUUUACAUUAAGUGCCAAUGUGUAUGUGAAAGAAUUAUGAAAUUAAACUGUUGAUUUCAGUAUUUUUAAA
Malaya genurostris is the source of this 5622-nucleotide messenger RNA. RefSeq lists its product as uncharacterized. The record is from RefSeq and is a predicted model, not a curated record. The transcript has 5 exons. Gene Ontology annotation, biological process: signal transduction. The coding region runs from base 641 to 5479 and encodes 1612 amino acids. Lineage: Eukaryota; Metazoa; Arthropoda; Insecta; Diptera; Culicidae.